This is a messenger RNA of Penicillium diatomitis, 1362 nucleotides long. RefSeq names its product glycoside hydrolase family 7 protein. NCBI's taxonomy places the organism in Eukaryota, Fungi, Ascomycota, Eurotiomycetes, Eurotiales, Aspergillaceae. The record is from RefSeq and is a predicted model, not a curated record. Gene Ontology annotation, molecular function: hydrolase activity, hydrolyzing O-glycosyl compounds. Bases 1 to 1362 code for a protein of 453 amino acids. Gene Ontology annotation, biological process: carbohydrate metabolic process. The transcript is spliced from 3 exons.
AUGUUUCAACGCGCACUUUUCUUCUCUGCCUUGAUGGCGAGCGUGGGUGCCCAGCAAGUGGGAACCCAAAAGGCUGAAACCCAUCCGCCACUCACCUGGAAAGAGUGCACCUCUUCUGGAUGCACCAGCAAAGAUGGCUCCGUGGUCAUUGAUGCCAACUGGCGUUGGGUUCACUCAGUAGACGGCUACCAUAACUGCUACACUGGGAACGAGUGGGAUGCAACUCUCUGCCCCGACGAUGCGACCUGUGCCACUAACUGUGCCGUAGACGGCGCAGAUUAUGCCGGCACCUAUGGCGCUACCACUUCUGGAGAUUCUCUGUCCAUCAGCUUCGUGACCGGGUCCAACAUUGGCUCACGUUUCUAUCUCAUGGAAAAUGAGAACAAGUAUCAGAUGUUCAAGCUUCUGAAUAAGGAAUUCACUUUUGAUGUUGACGUGGCCACUCUUCCUUGUGGCCUCAAUGGUGCUUUGUACUUUGUGUCCAUGGAUGCAGACGGUGGUCUGUCCAAGUAUGAGACCAACAAGGCGGGUGCCAAGUACGGCACAGGCUACUGUGACUCCCAGUGCCCGCGUGACUUGAAAUUCAUCAACGGAAAGGGUAAUGUCAAGGGUUGGAAGCCGUCUGCCAACGACAAGAAUGCCGGUGUUGGCCCCCACGGCUCUUGCUGUGCCGAGAUGGAUAUCUGGGAGGCCAACAGCAUCUCCACCGCUCUGACUCCUCACCCUUGCAGCACUGAUGGUCAGACCAUUUGCGAGGGUGACAGCUGCGGCGGAACCUACUCCACUACCCGAUAUGCCGGCACUUGCGAUCCCGAUGGCUGCGACUUCAACCCCUUCCGCAUGGGUAAUGAGUCUUACUAUGGCCCUGGCAAGGUUGUCGACACUAAGUCAAAGAUGACGGUCGUGACUCAAUUCAUCACCACUGACGGAACCGACACUGGAAGCUUGAAGGAGAUCAAGCGCGUCUACGUUCAGAACGGCAAAGUCAUCGCCAACGCCGUCUCCGAUGUCAGCGGUGUCCCCGGCGACUCGAUCACCUCGGACUUCUGCACUGCCCAGAAGAAGACUUUUGGUGACCAGGACGUCUUUGCCGAAAAGGGUGGUCUGUCCGGCAUGGGUAAGGCCUUGGGAGAGGGCAUGGUCCUGGUAAUGAGCCUAUGGGAUGACCACAACUCCAACAUGCUCUGGCUCGAUGGCGAGAAGUACCCUGUCGAUGCUGCUGCCACCAAGGCUGGUGUCAGCCGUGGUACUUGCAGCACUGAUUCUGGAAAGCCCUCCACAGUCGAAUCUGAAUCUGGCUCUGCCAAGGUCGUUUUCUCUAACAUCAAGGUUGGCUCCAUCGGAUCUACCUACUCCAAGUAG